UAAAUCAGAUAAGAAUUUGGAUUGUCUGGUAAAAUAUAUUAAGAAAAAGAAACUGUUAGUUUUCAGCACGUGACCGUGACAACGGAAGAAGACAUUGAGAGUACACUCUUCUCAUUAUACAAGGUGUGGAACGCCAUUCUUUGCCUCUUCACUCUGUCUAUUUCAUUGCCAAAAACUCUGUAUUGAGGAACAAAGGAAAAAAGGAGUUUUUUUUCAAGAAGAAGAAGAGAAUGAGAGAGUAUGGCAGUAAGUAUUCUCUCACCAGUGCUUUUAUAAUGCUGAUUCUUUUACACAAUGUAAAUGGCGAAGACCCUUAUCGAUUUUACACUUGGAAAAUCACUUAUGGUGACAUUUAUCCUCUGGGUGUCAAACAAAAGGGAAUUUUGAUAAAUGGGCAGUUUCCAGGGCCACAGAUUGACUGUGUCACCAAUGAUAACUUGAUUAUCAGUGUUUACAACUACUUGAAUGAGCCCUUUCUCCUUUCUUGGAAUGGCUUACAGCAAAGGAGGAACUCAUGGCAGGAUGGAGUUUAUGGUACUACCUGUCCGAUUCCACGGAGGAAAAACUUCACUUACGUCCUUCAAGCGAAGGACCAGAUAGGCACCUAUUUCUACUUUCCAUCACUUGCACUCCAUAAGGCUGCAGGAGGAUAUGGUAGCAUCAAAAUUUCCAGCCGUCCUCGAAUUCCAGUGCCUUUCCCUCCUCCUGGGGGGGAUUAUGCCAUCCUUGCUGGGGAUUGGUACAAGAGAAGUCAAAGGCAACUGAAGUAUUUCUUGGAUACCGGUCACAAUCUUCCCUUCCCCGAUGGCCUUCUGAUCAAUGGUCGAGGGUGGAAUGGAUACACAUUUACAGUUGAUCAAGGCAAAACCUACAGGUUCAGGAUAUCGAAUGUCGGACUUACAACUUCCAUUAACUUGAGAAUCCAGGGACACUCAAUGAAACUAGUUGAGGUAGAAGGAUCUCACACGCUUCAGAAUAUGUACUCUUCCCUCGACAUCCAUUUAGGGCAGUCUUAUUCAGUCUUGGUCACAGCCAACCAGCCAGCAAAGGACUAUUACAUUGUAGUUUCCUCGCGCUUCACCUCUAAAGUGCUCACCACUACUGCCGUUCUCCAUUACAGCAACUCAUUUACCAAAGUUUCCGGUCCUCCCCCUGGUGGACCAACAACUGAGAUUGCUUCGUCUUUGAACCAGGCCAGAUCAAUACGUUGGAAUCUGACAGCCAGUGGACCUAGACCUAAUCCUCAAGGCUCAUACCACUAUGGAAUGAUCAAGCCCUCUAGGACCAUUAUUCUUGCUAACUCUGCUCCAUAUAUAAAUGGCAAACUAAGAUAUGCUGUCAACGGUGUAUCAUAUGUUUCCCCAGACACUCCCUUAAAGUUGGCCGACUACUUUAAGAUUGGAGGAGUUUUCAGCAUUGGAAGCAUCCCUGACAGACCUCCAUGGGGAAAUGGAGGAUAUCUUGCAACCUCUCUUAUGCAUGCUGAUUACCGAUCUUUUGCUGAGAUUGUGUUCCAAAAUUGGGAGGAUACUGUCCAGUCUUGGCACAUUGAUGGAUAUUCUUUCUUCGUUGUUGGAAUGGAUGGUGGACAGUGGACUGCUGCGAGUAGGUCAAGAUACAAUUUGAGAGACACAGUUGCCCGUUGUACGACUCAGGUGUAUCCAAAAUCUUGGACUGCAAUAUACAUAGCUUUGGACAAUGUGGGAAUGUGGAACAUAAGGUCUGAGAACUGGGCAAGGCAGUACUUGGGUCAGCAAUUCUACUUAAGGGUUUACACCCCGUCGACUUCAUGGAGGGACGAAUAUCCUAUUCCGAGGAAUGCUCUUCUUUGUGGCCGAGCAAGAGGGCACCACACUCGACCCCUCUGAUGGCCUAAAAUCUGUCACGAGAGGGUGACCGAAUUCACAGGAAGGGAAAUGCACAACCAUAACUUAAGCAGCUCAACUCGAGCUAUGAGUUAUAUUGAUUUAUUAGAGUAUUCAUCACUUGCAUCAAUUUUCUGAAUUGAUUUUGUCUGAAUUAUUGGAAUAAUUUUAUGAUUAAUUUCUCCUAUUAGUCCUGGUGUUAAAAGGCCAAUACACGGACCAAAUUGUUCUAUCUAGUUACCAUGGAAAAAAAAAACAGUAAUUUUAUCA
This is a messenger RNA of Olea europaea var. sylvestris, 2135 nucleotides long. Its product is annotated as L-ascorbate oxidase homolog. Bases 231 to 1868 code for a protein of 545 amino acids. Lineage: Eukaryota; Viridiplantae; Streptophyta; Magnoliopsida; Lamiales; Oleaceae. The record is from RefSeq and is a predicted model, not a curated record. The transcript has 8 exons. Gene Ontology annotation, molecular function: copper ion binding; oxidoreductase activity.